GUUACACUAGUUCUAAAAUUCGAGGCGCCGGGUUUGCAAACAUGAAGUACGUUGCAGUUUUGCUGCUUUCGGUCGUGUUGGUUUCCGCUGGACCGGUCCCAAGUUGGGAUGAAGUCGAACCGAAGGAACAGUCAAGUGGGAAGUACGAGGGUGACAUUGUGUUGACGGCGGAACAGGAAGAACAACUGCUUAAUCCCCUGAAUGGACAGUUGCAACUGAACUAUCGAUGGCCCGGUGGCGUAAUCCCUUACGAAAUUAUUGAAGAGCAUUUUACUCAGGAACAGGUCGCCAUGAUUCGGCGAGCCCUUCGGCUGAUCCAGGUAGAUUCGUGCCUCCGAUUCGUUCCUCGCACCAAUCAGAGAGACUACAUCCGUGUAAUUGGUAAUGAUUCCGGUUGCUGGUCAUACGUCGGAAAUCUCCGUCGGGGCGUUCAAGAGCUGCAUCUGUAUCCGGAUGCGCCCAAUACCGGUUGCUUCCGCAUGGGCACGAUCAUACACGAGUUUUUGCAUGCCCUUGGAUUCUUCCACAUGCAAAGCGAUCCCCAUCGGGACGAUUACGUCGACAUUCGGUUCGAGAACAUUAUCGUCGGGACGGAAAAUAAUUUCCGCAGAUAUACCGAGGACGUUGUAGGAGGCUUCGGAGUAGAUUACGACUACGGAAGCGUUAUGCAUUACGGGCGGACUGCGUUCAGCAAAAAUGGAGAAGAUACCAUUGUGCCACAUGACCCGGAAGCUGUGAUUGGUCAACGUGCCGGCAUGAGUCCCAAGGACGUCCAGAAGUUGCAGAUCAUGUACGAUUGCCCGAUUCCGUAUUGAAGUCGAAUCUGUGAUAUUAUUAGACUAGAAUAAAAAUUGGCAGGCGUACUGCACACGAGCUA
Molecule: messenger RNA, 877 nt
Organism: Uranotaenia lowii
Lineage: Eukaryota; Metazoa; Arthropoda; Insecta; Diptera; Culicidae
Product: blastula protease 10-like
Exons: 3
Coding region: 42-815 (257 amino acids)
Biological process (GO): proteolysis
Molecular function (GO): metalloendopeptidase activity; zinc ion binding
Source: RefSeq, a predicted model, not a curated record